GCCCGCACCCCGCCCGGCCUCUUCCGCCGCUGCCGUGGGAAUGGAAACAUCUACCCCACGUACCGGAAGCCAGCUCGCGCAGACGGCAGCGCGCCACUCCGCGUCCUCCCGCGGCGAAGCUCCGCGGGUGUCAUCGCGAGACGAGCUUGCCGAAAUGGCCGCCGCCAGUCAAGGAAACUUUGAGGGAAAGUUUGAGUCACUGGACCUUGCAGAACUUGCUAAAAAGCAGCCAUGGUGGCGCACGCUGUUUGGGCAGGAAUCUGGGCCUUCAGCUGAAAAGUAUAGUGUGGCAACCCAGCUGUUAAUCGGAGGUGUCACUGGAUG
Capra hircus (goat) is the source of this 324-nucleotide messenger RNA. It is a transcript of the gene FUNDC2, whose product is annotated as FUN14 domain containing 2. Lineage: Eukaryota; Metazoa; Chordata; Mammalia; Artiodactyla; Bovidae. Gene Ontology annotation, cellular component: mitochondrial outer membrane. Gene Ontology annotation, biological process: autophagy of mitochondrion. The record is from RefSeq and is a predicted model, not a curated record.